This is a messenger RNA of Hemibagrus wyckioides, 4165 nucleotides long. It is a transcript of the gene prom2, whose product is annotated as prominin 2. Gene Ontology annotation, cellular component: cilium; microvillus; prominosome. The record is from RefSeq and is a predicted model, not a curated record. Gene Ontology annotation, molecular function: cholesterol binding. The transcript is spliced from 24 exons. Lineage: Eukaryota; Metazoa; Chordata; Actinopteri; Siluriformes; Bagridae. The coding region runs from base 363 to 2813 and encodes 816 amino acids.
UUGGAUUCCCAAUUAUUCAGAAUCAGAAAUUAUUCUGAGUUGAAAUCAAAAGUAGUAUAAUUAUUUCUAGUUUCUUCCUUUCUUCUUUAUCUUUUCUUUCAUAGUCCGUUUUCUGAACAGAAGCCCUCCCCUUUCUUCACUCCCAGUCUCUCUCUUUCUCUCUCCCUCUCACUCUAAUUGUAUUCGUGAAACUCAGCUCACUGUUGGACAUACACUCUUUAUUCUAUUAGGCAAGUCAAGCUCAUUGGUCCUGCUCAAGACACGGCAAGACCCUCUUUCAUUAGGGUAAAGAUGCACCUGGGAGGAGUGGUUGACUAGUCACCAUGAGUUAAAUUACAAGUGCUUUUUCACUGCUUGCCGAAAUGAGGACCAGUAUGAGGCUAAUUAUUGGGGUGGUGAACUUGCUGCUAUUUCUUUUGCCAUGUAUAAGCACACAGCAUUGCCCAGCUAAAAUAAGUCCUCCAGACCUGGACAGUCCUGAGUCUUGGCCUGUCCAGAAACCAUUACACACGGGUUUUAUGUCAUCUAUCGUUCACUCCUUUUUGAGCUCUGUCCAACCCAACCAUUUCCCUAAAGGGCUUUUCAUUAAAGUUCUAAAGCCCCCUGCCACCAUAGAUACAGCAACCAUAAAAGAGUUUUUGCACUAUGAGUUGGGAUUUUUGGUUUGUGUGGCCAUUGGGAUUCUGUACAUCAUCCUCAUGCCCUUAAUUGGCAUGUGUUUCGCUUGCUGUCGUUGCUGUGGGAAUUGUGGGGGCCACAUGUACCAAGAGAAGACCAAUAGCAUCAACUGCAGACGAAGGAGCUUUUACUGGGCUACUUUUCUAAUCACCAUCCUCAUAUUGGCAGGAAAUAUUUGUAUGUUCUUAAGCAACACCUACACCCACGAGAAUGUCAGGUCUGCGCCAGGUGAAUUCAACAACACCCUAGAAAAUCUACAAAGUUACAUCACCAUUAUUCCUGAGCAAGUAGACGAGGUUGUGAAUGAGACCGUUGUAGUUGUGGAUAAUGUCACAAAUAACAUUAAAGGAAUUGGUCUUUUGCUUGGCAGAGAGAUCCAAAGAGGAAUAGAAGGAUCUAUUAACCCGGCCCUGGACUCUGCUGGUGUAAUGGCACAAGUUCUUCAAAACACCAGUUUGUUCCUGUCCACACUGAAUGCAACUCAGAAAGAGCUGGAUUUGCUACAGACAAACCUGACCGGAGUGAAAACACGCAUCAACAAGACAUUGCACUACCCAGAGUGCAUGAAUUGUAUUGUCUUGCAGACUGAACUGGGCAAGCUGUCCCUGGCCUCAGGCCUUAAUUUUUCCAGCUUCAAUAAGCUCCAUUCAGCUGUGGACCAGGUUCAGAAGACUGAUCUGAAUGCGCAGAUACAGAAAGGGAAAAACUUCUUUGAAAACAUUCCUGCCAAUGUAACUGAAGCAACCAGAGACAGUGUGCAGAAGGUUCAACAGGACCUUCAAACCAUAAAGAGCCAGGUCACAGAAGUAACCAGCGAUAUUCCACUUGACCAAUUGACCACAAUCUCUGACACACUGAGUACUGUACAAGAAAACCAGAACUACAGAUCUUGGAUAGAUCUGGCAGAGAAACUCAGGUGGAAUAUUGCAGUGGUCCUAUGCUGUCUCAUUCUUCUGGUGGUGGUGUGUAAUCUACUGGGGUUGAUGCUUGGCCCGGCAGGACUGGUGCCUAAAGAUGAUCCAACUAAUCGCUCUAGCACAGCAAACUGUGGUGGACUGUUCCUCAUGACGGGUGUAGGCUUUAGCUUUUUAUUCUCUUGGAUCUUCAUGAUAGUAGUCCUGAUCCUUUUCUUAAUAGGAGGUAACAUGUAUACCCUCAUCUGUGUGCCAUGGAAUAACCAGCAACUCUUUGAGCUCAUUGAUACUCCAGGCGUGAUUCCAGGAUUCCAACUGUCUCAAAGCCUAGGACUAAAGACUAACCUCACUAUCAGUGAUGUGUAUAUGGACUGCCAAAUGAACAAGUCUCUAUGGAACACUCUCCACCUGGAGGAAAUUAUUGACCUCAACAACUAUCUUAAUGUCUCCAAAUACACUGGACAGGUGCAGAAAGCGCUUGAGAGCAGCAAUAUCACUUUACCCAGCAUCGUUCUGCUCGAUUCUGAGACGAAGAAGCAACUGAGCAGCUUCUCUGCUAUAGCGAGCAGUGUGAACAUCAGUAGCAUUAAAAUGCAGAAGGUUAUUACUCCAUCAAUAAUAGGUCUUGGUUACAUUGCAGACAAACUGGAAGCUUUGGCUAAUAACCAGACGAAUGCUACUGUUAAAGCUGAACUACAGAAUGAGGCAAAAGACCUGAGAUUCAUCCAGACUCAGUUUAAUGCCACCGUCAACCCUCAGUUGAUGGAGUUAGACUCUCAAACUGAGCAUUUUGGUCACUUAAUGUCACUCAUCAAUGGCACUGUCCAGAACGUUCUGCGGCUUGUCGGUUCUGCUCAGGGUGUUUUAAAUAACAACAUGACGCAAAUGGUGAAAUCGAAACUGACUGAAUUUAUAGACUGUCAGAUUGGAGUGUUCACAGAGCUUGUUGACUGGACCAACCAAACAAUUACUGAGCAGGUAGGACGCUGUGGACCAGUUGCUGUUACUGUCAACAGUGUAGAAAAUAUACUUUGCUCACAGCUUGUGGACUCUCUGAAUGCCUUUUGGUUCAGUUUGGGCUGGUGUAUGGUCUUCCUCAUUCCUAGCAUCAUUUUCUCUGUUAAACUGGCCAAGUUCUACCGCCGGAUGAAGCACAAGGAUGAGUAUUUGGAUAACCUGAUGUUGACUCCUAUCCCACGAGUAAAUCUAAAACCAUACUGAAAGGAGGAACAGUAUUAACAGUACUGUGUAGUCAUUGUUGCCAUACUAAAGGACCUUGGCACAGCCUGAGGAAAUAUACACUGGAUUCUGGGUCUUAAACCUCAGAGCCUGGAAAGUUGCUGCUUUGGAAUAAAAAGGGGAAAUUUCAUGCUAUUUGGAAUGCACACGUUUCGGUUGUGCUUUAGAGAUUUUCCUAGAAUUGAGAUCUGACUAUUAAAGCAUGCAACCUAUCAGACAGAGGCUUUUGAGUUUUGAUCGCUGCUUUUGUGUUUGCACUUUCUCUCACAGUGAUUAUGUAUGUGUUUGGAAUGCAUAUUGUUCAUUUUAUUUUUGUAUUUUUUUUUUUUUUUUACAUUUAAUGAUACCAGAAAGAAUGAAUGGUCAAACUAUUUCAAAUCUUUAUUUCAAAAGUACUGCUGUUAAUAAGCCAUACUACUGACAUUGGAAUUACCUGUUUCAUUUUUUUUCUCUUUUCCUCUCAACCACUCAAUCAAUAAGACAUCCCAUCCACCUCUAUUUCUGUGGCUCUGAUCUAAACUUAGAAACAAAAUCAAUACAAUGCAAGCAGGCGUAAUUGAUAAAAAAUGCUCUUGUGAAGAAGAAGCUUUCAGUAUGUGGUUUUGCCUUUCUGGAGUUAAGUAGGAUUGAUUCUGUCCACUGAGUCUGUGCUGUAAAUGUAAAGCUGGAUAAUCAAAGCCCUUUUAGAACUUUUAGAAUCUGCUGUCUCCUAUGAGCUUCUCGACUGCCUUCGCCUUAUUUAAUCACAGCUUGGCUGGGCUAGCACAGGCUUUUCACACUGCUGUGCUGAACCUGUGUGUUAGGUGUAAAGCAGCUCUUACACUGGUCUGUCUUUCUCCAGCAGCACGUGCCUCAUUCUUCAGUCACACAACAUGGCUGCUCUCACAGGAUCCUGCAUAUCAGUGAACAUUCCAAGCAUAACCAUGCUGCUUAGGACAAAGGAGCAGCAUUUAUAACCCAGAAGACCCCAUUUGCACUCAACACUAACAAAUACAGACACUUUCUUUUUUUUUACAGUUGAGUAAGAACAUACCCACUGAAUAUCUAGGUUAAUACUCAUUAUCUGGGUUAACGGUAUUUGAUAAAUCCACUAUGUGUAAUACUAGGUCUAAUAACUGUAAUCUUUAUGGAACACUGGAGUGCUUCAUUUCUGAAAACUGUAUGCUUAUGCCCUUUACAGUCUUGAAUGAUGCUAUAUUUUUAUAUUUGAACCUUGAAAUUCUGCUUAAUAUAAAUUCUAUUUUUAUGUCAUGGACAGCUGUAAUAAGCAUCUCACUGCAUUUUGCACUAUGUAUGGUUAUGGUGAGACAAAUAAAAUUUCAAUUUAAAUUCAA